Macadamia integrifolia is the source of this 1788-nucleotide messenger RNA. RefSeq lists its product as uncharacterized. The transcript has 3 exons. Lineage: Eukaryota; Viridiplantae; Streptophyta; Magnoliopsida; Proteales; Proteaceae. The record is from RefSeq and is a predicted model, not a curated record. The coding region runs from base 124 to 1620 and encodes 498 amino acids.
GGAAGGAAAAUCAGAACCAUUAACAAAAGGAGAAUAUGUUGAUAGACGGGCAACCCAAUAUAAUUACAGAGGUCGAUCGGGAAGGAAAUCAGGAACAAAUACUAUUGCUUGAAUCAAUCAACAAUGGCUUCCCAAUCAGGGUCACAGACAAUCAGCCUGAAGGUUCUGAUGGACAAGAAGACCAACAAGGUAGUAUUUGCUGAAAGUAAAAGUGACUUUGUGGACAUUCUUUUAAGCUUCUUGACUAUGUCCAUGGGAACCAUGGUGAGACUCAUCAGCAAAGAACCACAACCAGCCACUCUUGGAUCCAUGACCACUCUAUACAAAGAGGUGGAGAAUCUUGAGCAGCAGCAGCUUCUGCAGACUCAGGCAUGCAAGUCUAAGCUACUUUAUCCAAAGAACCCUUCUGAAAAUGAGUGCAGGAAACUGAAACUGAAACUGAAACUGAAUGUUGAUGAUACAGAGCCCAUCAAGUAUUAUAUUUGUGUUGAUUGGAAUUGCAGCCGAAGGUGGACUGGCGGUUUGUAUACUACUUUCAAGAAUGUCAGAUGCAAUUGCGGGAGAAUGAUGGACAGGGAGAUACGCAGGGAAAAAGAAAACGAGGCUGCAAGUCCUGAAGUAGAUGGAGGCGUGUUUGUUCAUGGAAAGACCAAGUUUAUAGUAACUGAUGAUUUACGGAUAGAGCCCAUGUCUACAGCUACUAUCUUGACACAGUUGAGCAAAUUAGGGCUCAAAGACAUGAGUUCACUCCAAGAGACCACAUUGAAUAUUGGCUCAGAGGAGAUUUUGAAACUGCUCAAGGGAAUUUUAUUUUCCAAGACACCUCUGACAGAUGUGUUUAUUAGAAAGCAAGAAUUUACAUCUGAAGGUUUAAAAUUUGAGAUGGGAGAUUUGUUGCAGUCUUCCUUGAGCUCUGCAGAAGGUUUGAAUUUGAAAUUAAUGGUCAACAAGUCAAUUAAAAAAGUGUUAUAUGCUGAAGCCAGGGAAGACAUGGUUGACUUUCUUCUCAGCUUCCUUACUUUUCCUCUUGGAUCCAUUUUACGACUCUUGGGUGGGAAUUCAUCACUGGGAUCCAUGGACAAUUUGUAUAGAAGUGUGGAAUGUUCAGGAGUUACGAGGGAUGAUAGUCUAAGAGAGCUGCUGCUGCAACCUGUGGUCAGCCGUGGUUUUGGUUGUAGUAGCAACCCACUAGGAGUAAAAGAAUCUGAACAGCCUCCUUCUUCCUUGUGGUGUAGAAGUGUACAGGAUAAUUAUAACAACUAUUACACCGGUUGCUUGACUACUGAGAAGCGUGAUAUGUAUUGUGCUGGCACGUUUUCACAAUUACGAUUUGUAAAUCCCAAGUCUCCAACAAGUGAAACAGCUGGUCAAGGAGGAUUUCUCAAGGGACCAGAGACGUUCUUCAUAACAGACGAUUUGGUUUUCACUCCAACAGAUUCCUUCUGGAGUCUCUCCUUUCUCAAAAGCAUGGAGUUUCCCCUAGAUGACUUGGAGGUUCGUACGGUUAAAAUGGGCACGGUGGAGGCUUUGAGGCUAUUGAAAGCUUCUCUUCUCUCCAAAUCAGUAUUGACAGAUGCCUUGGUCAACUUUGCCCGAAAGAUUCCUAAAGAAGAGAAGUAAACUUGUUGAACCCUAAUAGCCUAGAGGUCAGUUACUACUGAACCUUAAUUUUUUGAGGGUAUUUUGAUUUAAUGAACUUUAUCAUGAAUGUAAACUUGUGUUUGUCAUCGAUGUUUACCUUAUAGGACAGCAUAUUUACCAGUCUAUAGCCUUUUUUAUUUUGUAGUA